Molecule: messenger RNA, 891 nt
Organism: Westerdykella ornata
Lineage: Eukaryota; Fungi; Ascomycota; Dothideomycetes; Pleosporales; Sporormiaceae
Exons: 2
Coding region: 1-891 (296 amino acids)
Biological process (GO): regulation of transcription by RNA polymerase II
Cellular component (GO): nucleus
Molecular function (GO): cyclin-dependent protein serine/threonine kinase regulator activity
Source: RefSeq, a predicted model, not a curated record
AUGCAGUUCUCACCACUCGCAAACCCCCUAGCGACAGUGGCACAGCUCGAAACGUCCGGUUCGCAGCUUGACGGUGUCCCAUCCGACCUCGAGGACUCGGUUCGCUUUGCAGGUGCUAGGCUCACGCAGGCCGCGGGGAUUCUGCUGCGUCUGCCACAGGAAGUAAUUGCUCAGGCCAUUGUCAUUUUCACCAGGUUUUGGGUCGGGCCUGAGGGUGGGAGUCUAGCGGAGCAUGAUGCUGAGCAAGUCUCUGCCAGCUCGUUGUAUCUCGUCUCGAAGCUCUCCGCUUUCCAGAGAUCCGCGCGGAGUGUGGUAAAUGUCUACGCCUACCUUCACUCCUUGCCGUUCACGUUCAUUGAUCUGGAUCAAUUGCACGAGAAGAAAGAUGCGCAAGAAUACUAUGUCACAGAGGGCACAUACCAACUGCGAAAGAAGGCACUUUUCGACAUGGAACAGCGCAUACUGAAGAUUCUCGGGUUUCGGUUACAAGUCGCGCUGCCGUAUACGCUCUGCAUCACAUACCUCCAAGCCCUCGACGUCUUUGGACAUCCUCGCGCGUCGGAGCUCGCGAAGCGAGCUGUCGCCUACCUCAACACGGCGCUGCUCAGCCCUCAACUUCUAUAUCUUACUCACCAACCACCUUCCCUGGCAACUGCGGCGAUUUACCUUGCUGCGAAAGACGUUGGUAUUAAGUUGCCCGAUGUGGAAUGGUGGGAGGUCUUCGAUACUGAUCGAGAAGAACUCGGGUUCCUUGUCGUUGGCCUGCUCAGUGUGGGGAGCUUUGCGGCCGCGGAAAAGGAGAAAUGGGGUGAUGUGAAGAUUCCAUUGACGGUGGAUGCGCUAGAGGCUGUGAUCAAUGCAAGAGAUGUGGACGGGACGCACGAGACAUGA